This is a messenger RNA of Thunnus maccoyii (southern bluefin tuna), 3056 nucleotides long. Its product is annotated as myelin-oligodendrocyte glycoprotein-like. The transcript is spliced from 5 exons. Bases 16 to 765 code for a protein of 249 amino acids. The record is from RefSeq and is a predicted model, not a curated record. NCBI's taxonomy places the organism in Eukaryota, Metazoa, Chordata, Actinopteri, Scombriformes, Scombridae.
UGAUUCAUUCAUAAAAUGAACAGCCGGUGGAAGGGUUUGGCGGGAAAUCCAGCUGACGACACAGGCGGGAGGAGGAGCCUGAGAUUUGGCGCGCAGUGUACAGCAUGGCGGCAGCAGUUGCAACAAACUCAGAGCGGGGAUUCCCUCCGUUUCAAACCAGCCUUCCCUGUUCAGGUCAUAGAGGCAGAAGAAGGUGACGACGUCUCGUUAGAGUGUCAACAAGAUGCCGAAGUCAGUUUGGAGGAUUCACUAGUGGAGUGGAGUAAAGACAGCCGCACGAAUCUUGUCCAUGUUUAUAGACAUGGACGAGACUAUCUUAAUGACCAGAAGGAAGAGUUCAAAGGCAGGACAACCCUCUUCCAUGAAGGAUUGAGCCGAGGAAACGUCACCCUGCAGCUCCGCUCUGUGCGUCUGUCUGAUAGUGGAAGAUUCAGGUGCUAUGUGAAAAAACUGGACCUCUAUCGUAAUAUUACCCUCAAAGUCGUGCAGAAAGGCCAGAACAACCCAACACAAGAUUUCAGUUCAACUCCACUUCCAGUGGAGACAACAACUGAACCAAAUGAUCCUGAUGUUGGAAACAUGAAGGCUGUCUAUGUCGGUGUCCCUUGUGUUGCCCUUCUCUUCAUCGCCAUCGGAGUUGUUGGUGCUCUGUUCAAAUAUGGAAUCAUCAAGAGGUGCAUGGAGAGGCUGAGAGGGAAGAAUGAGCAAAAACAAGUGGAGGAGGCAAACGGAUCUGAAAUGAAAGAACUGAAGACCUCCGAGUAACAGAACGGUGAUGAGGACCUGCGUCACCUGUCGUGGUGCUUGGCAGACCGGCUGCUGGAGUGAGAAGACGACUGAAGCUUUUUACUUGACAAAAAACCCCAUCAAACCUCCAGAUGUGGGCUGGUACAAGUUUACACAUCUCAGAUAUAAAAGUAAUUAUUUAAUUUAGUCCAGAAGCAAAGGAUGGAAAAGAGCAUUUCAUCAGAUUUGAGCUGGACUCAAAUUAGUCAAGAAUUAGGCCACAACAAAGGUUCUGUUAAAAAAAUAUAUAAGAUAACACAAAAUGGGACCAAUCAUUUUCCAUAUUAAAAUAAUAGCAAUAAUAUUCUUUAUUUAUGUAGCACUUUUCAAAAACAAGUUUAUAAAUGAUUCAAAUAUAUGAAAAAUUGAAAAUACACAGUGCAGUAAUGAAUUCAAUGCAAUAAAGAGAAAAAAUAACAAGUUUAUAAAAAUUAGUCUUUAAAAGAGUUUUAGUUAUUUAAUAAUUAUAUAUUUUAAAUAUAGUAACAAGACCUGACAAUCACCCUUUAGUCCUGAUUUCUGGGCCAAAAUAUGCAAGAAUAUUUUCCAAAUGCCUAAAAAUAUUGACUUGCAAAGAGAGACGGCGCAUCUUGUUUCACUUCCCUCAAGCUUACGACUGUCAUUAAUAAAAAUUUUGACUGCAAAAUAAGUUUUAAAUGCACUAAAAUUCAGUCAAAUCCCUCCAUCCCAGCAUUAAAAAUGCAGCAGAGGACGACCAACGUAGAGGGUCGUGACCUUGUGGCUACGUAGUGUCAGGGGACACCAGCUGACCACCAGGAUUAAUAGAUGAUGGUCAGAGCUAACCAGCCAUGAGCAGCUGCUGUCAGACUCUCCAUGUCACAGAGAGUCGGCUGCAGCUUUUAACCGUCACUAGAAACACAUUCAUGGCCCUUUUGGUAAAAGUUUCUGUGGUAGCGGUUCUGCUACGAGGGGCUCUCUGGUGUGUGUCAGUACGUAGCCGUAUCCCCGCUGUUUAUCAUGUUAACAUUACCGUCGUCAGAAUAUCUUGUAAAACUCUUGACUGUAGCACAGUUAGUUAUCGGCGGGAACAUGUGUUGUGUUUACUGCCACAAAAAAAGGGAUAAAGCUGUUGUUCAUGUACGACGUCGCCUCUCUGCGUCUCUUAUCAGGCUUAUUAACACGGUUAGCUAGUUAUAUGAAAUAUACCUCGUAGUGUUGUCUAUACGUCACAAUGACGGAGGGGCAGAGCAUUCGGCUGAACUGAAUUUUCAAAUCCAAGUAGACAGGAAUAAGCUAAUUUUUUAGCAGAAAUGUAGGUUUUUUAAUACAUUAUAUCACCAAAAAUCACCUGAAUUUUAACUUUAUACGCCAACAUAUACAUGUGUGAUUAUGUGCACCUGUGAACAAAAAAAAAAAGUCCUCUUCCUUACUUUCAUAACUUUUCAAACUCACUGCUCUUACUAGUUUCCAUAUGUGGUACGAGCAUUAUCAUCUUUCUGUGCAUUUCCUGUCUGAAUGAUGCCGCAAGGAACAUUAAAGUAAAAGUCACCUCUGUCUAAAUGACAGAAAGCCUUAACAGAUGGAUGAAGCUGACAGUAUUAUGUAUUCCAUGUCAGGAAAGGGCUUAUUAGAUGGAUUGCCAUGACCAGUACUUUGAUUUGUGACCAAAUGCCUGCAAAACUAAUGACAUUCAGUCGUGUUAACAUGCUAACACGCUAGAAAGAACAUCAUAUUCAUUUUCACAUCAUAAACAUGUUCGCAUGGUGACGUUGGCAUUUAUCUCAAAUCACUCAUCUAAUUACACCUGGUGCCAUCUCUGAAAGCAUUUAAAAAGCUGAUUUUUUUUUUUUUUUUUUUUUAAAUAUUAAUUGUUUUUCCAUCUAUUUAUGAAAGCCUCAUGUCAAAAAUAAGAGCUUGAAGCUGGACGACUGUUACUGUAAAUGCUCUCUUGGCUGGAUCAACAACAAACAAUAUGAAGUUUAUUUUUUUUACACUAGUUCUCUUACAUCUCUGGUUGUAUCUGUUUAUCUAUGUUUAUCUUAACUUGUCUAUGAGUUUUGUGAGUCUUGUCAGUUUUUUUCCUCUAUUGCUGUCACACUUUCUCUUUUUUACGUUAUAUUUCUAUUACUUUGAACUCUAUGUACAAUAUUUUAAUCUAAAUCAACUGGCUGCCUCUGUUUUUAACUAAAUUAUUUUGCACCCCAAUGAAAUGUGCUCCACAAAUAAAAUUGAUAUUGACUUUGCAAUCAAAUCUGUAAAAUGCCUGAAUUAUCAUGGCUAUGAAUAAACUAUUAUUUAUUUUACCAAUA